Molecule: messenger RNA, 1728 nt
Organism: Macrosteles quadrilineatus (aster leafhopper)
Lineage: Eukaryota; Metazoa; Arthropoda; Insecta; Hemiptera; Cicadellidae
Product: cytochrome P450 4C1-like
Exons: 13
Coding region: 149-1678 (509 amino acids)
Molecular function (GO): monooxygenase activity; heme binding; iron ion binding
Source: RefSeq, a predicted model, not a curated record
CCAAUACAACACUGAAAUGGGAUGUGGCAGUGUGAAAUAAACAAAUUGUGAUCAUAGUAACAAAAACUACAAUGUGAUGUAGUGAAAUGUUUUUUUAACACAGAAAUUAAACAUUUAUUGGAUUUUACAAUAUUUAAGGUUUUGGGAGAUGGAUUUGAAAAUUGUAAAAGACAUAACUUUGGCCCAGUGGAUUGUACUAGUUCCUUUGUCUUUGAUGAUAUUUAUUACAAUUCAAUGGAAGUUAUACCAAAGGAGAAACAGAAAGAUUCUCAAUGUUGCUUCUAAACUACCAAUACCCAUUCCGUGUAACAUGAUUUUGGGCACUUGGUACAACCCACAUUCAAAAAUAUGGGUACCAACAUAUACUGGUGAAGAUUUUACAAACGCCAUAACAAUAUCCAUGAAAACAGCAGCUAAGCAACCCUACAGCCUGUUCUGUAUGUGGGCUGGCCCCAUACCAGUAAUAUUUGUACAGAAACCACAAGAUGCUCAGAUAAUACUGACCAGUUCUAAGGCACUAGACAAGGGGCGAGAGUACAGAUUUUCCCAAUUUGCUUUUGGUGAUGGUCUUAUAACUGCUCCAGGUGCUAAGUGGAAGAUAAGCAGACGCAAUAUGAACCCUAUAUUCCAUCGUCAAAACCUCAAUUACCUAACAAGAGUGUUUAAUCGCUCCAGUCAACAGCUGGUGGAGGAUUUAGCUAGUCAUGAUGAUGGGAAGGUGUUUGAUGUGUUUGACUCUUUGCUGAAGGCAUCUGUAUCCUCUGUUUGUAGUAUUUUAUUUGGCCUUGAAGGUCAGAACAAGAUGGACAGCAAAGAUUUUAAUCUUGGAAAUAUGAUCGUUUUUAAAAUAUGUCAGUUUACUUCAGAGAGAGCAUUCCGUCCAUGGCUGUGGAGUGAUCACGUUUUCUACUACCUCUACAAAAAUAAACUACAGGAACUAGAGAACAUGUGGGAUCAGUUUAUUAAUAAACCAAUGAAAGUAAUUGAAAAUGGUGAGCUUUUGACAGUGCCAGAAGCAUACAGUAACAUCAUAAAAGAGCACAAUACAUUCUCUGAAGUCGACUUGCAUGCUGAAAUGAAGACCAUCCUUGCAACAGGAAGUGACACAACAACUCUAGGCGUUAGCUACUGUCUGCUUCUGCUUGGAACUCAUCCGAAAAUUCAGGAUAAACUGUACAACGAGAUUACCAGUUUGCUGAGUUCAGAUAAUCAAGAUAUUACAAUUGAAGAUGUAAAUUCUUUGCAAUUCCUGGAUCAAGUUAUCAAAGAGAGUUUAAGACUAUCAACGAUCGUCGUCGCCUUUAUAAGGACGUUCAGUGAAGAUAUAAAAUUGACUGAACACACCAUUCCAAAGGGAGCUAGUGUGAUGGUGAGUGUUAUAGGACUUCAUUUUGACCCUGAGGUUUACCCAGAUCCUUAUGAGUUCAAACCAGAACGGUUCACUCCAGAAAACUCAGCAAAAAGGCAUCCAUAUUCAUUCCUACCAUUCAGUGGUGGUCCACGAAACUGUAUAGGAAAGCAGUAUGCAAUGAUCUCUAUGAAGAUAAUGUUGGCUUACAUAUUGAGAAAAUAUAAGGUGCAUGCGAGAGAUAAUCUUUCAGAUCUAAGAUACUUUUUUGCAAUUGCUCUCAGAUCUAUUGACGGCUACAAAAUAAGCUUAGAGAGAAGAAAUAAAUAAAUCCAAAAUCAAUAACUGUUUAUUUUAGAAAUGGCUUUAAAUACAUUAAA